This is a messenger RNA of Dentiscutata heterogama, 320 nucleotides long. The record is from the annotation of a GenBank genome assembly. NCBI's taxonomy places the organism in Eukaryota, Fungi, Glomeromycota, Glomeromycetes, Diversisporales, Gigasporaceae.
GAUAAUAAUGAAUAUACAAAUGAAAAUAAUGAAUCAUUGUUAUCUAUAAAUAAAACAUCAUCUUCCCAAAAUAAAAAUAUACUUUUAUUCUUUUCAGGGAAUAAUAAAGAAAAUUUAUCGCCUUCUUUAUCAACCAAAAAAAAUUUACAAUUAAUCUCGCUUCUUUCUUCAGAGAAUAUUAAUUUACCAUUUCCUUCAUCUUUUUUUUUGGAUAAAAAUAAAGGAAAAAUACAAUUACUUUUAGGUUACCCUUUAGAAAGUAGCAAUAAAAGCUUAUUACAAAUUUUAUCUUUCUCACAAAUGAUCAAAGUACAAAGAAG